Dipodomys spectabilis (banner-tailed kangaroo rat) is the source of this 1169-nucleotide messenger RNA. It is a transcript of the gene Mfap4, whose product is annotated as microfibril associated protein 4. The coding region runs from base 104 to 871 and encodes 255 amino acids. The transcript has 6 exons. The record is from RefSeq and is a predicted model, not a curated record. Lineage: Eukaryota; Metazoa; Chordata; Mammalia; Rodentia; Heteromyidae. Gene Ontology annotation, biological process: elastic fiber assembly.
CUAGGGGCGGGGUUGGGCAGCAGGCCAUGGGCCCAGCACAUAACUCUGGGCGGCUGCUGUCUGAGGCCCGCAGACACCCAGCCGAUCUGAGCAAACUGCCAUCAUGAAGGCUCUCCUGGCCAUGCCGCUGCUGCUGCUUCUCUCAACACCUCCUUGUGCCCCCCAGGCUUCUGGGAUCCGGGGAGAUGCUCUGGAGAAGUCUUGCCUCCAGCAGCCUCUGGACUGUGAUGACAUCUACGCCCAGGGCUACCAGACAGAUGGGGUGUACCUCAUCUACCCAUCUGGCCCCAGCGUGCCAGUGCCUGUCUUCUGUGACAUGACCACCGAGGGCGGAAAGUGGACGGUUUUCCAGAAGAGAUUCAAUGGCUCAGUGAGUUUCUUCAGGGGCUGGAACGACUACAAGCUGGGCUUUGGCCGAGCGGAUGGGGAGUACUGGCUGGGGCUGCAGAACAUCCACCUCCUGACACUGAAGCAGAAGUAUGAGCUGCGAGUGGACUUGGAGGACUUCGAGAAUAGCACGGCCUACGCCAAGUAUGUGGACUUCUCCAUCUCCCCCAACGCCAUCAGCGCUGAGGAGGACGGCUACACCCUCUACGUGGCAGGCUUCGAGGAUGGCGGGGCAGGAGACUCCCUGUCCUACCACAGUGGCCAGAAGUUCUCCACCUUCGACCGGGACCAGGACCUCUUUGUGCAGAACUGCGCAGCCCUCUCCUCAGGGGCCUUCUGGUUCCGUAGCUGCCACUUUGCCAACCUCAACGGUUUUUACCUGGGUGGCUCCCACCUCUCCUAUGCCAAUGGCAUAAACUGGGCCCAGUGGAAGGGCUUCUACUAUUCCCUCAAGCGCACUGAGAUGAAAAUCCGCAGGGCCUGAGGACCAGGGUCUCAUCCCUCUCCGGGCUGCCCUGUGUUUCCAUAAUUGCUCCACCCCGACCCCACCAGCCCCCUGCUUCUGCUGCUUCCUGAGCACCAGCUUCUCAAAGGCCUUGCAACUCCAAGCCCAGGCUGAUCCCCAUUACACGCCCAGGUGUCCAUUUCUAACAUAGGCUCUGUUCCUUACUGCCUGAGGCUAGCUAGCCAGCAGCCCCCUAGGCUUCUUCUGAGGCACAGGUGUGCCAGCCUGGAUAUGGAUGGGCUCCAUAAAACUGAGUUACCUGGACUCUUUUCCAACA